UUGACAGUGGAAGAAUUUAAUUUUAAGAUUUCCAGCGGAAUAAAAACUUUACCUAUUCAUCUACUUUCUCUAGUUGGGUUCAUGUUAUCAAAAAAGCACCAAUCAUAAAUUGGUCUAAAGAUUUAACGAGCUUAAUGGGCAUCUAUUGUUUUCUUUGAAAUUCGAAAGUUAAGCCAAGAACCCUGAGUGGCAAAAAGCGGUCGGCGCUUUUUGCGCCAGUCCUCCAUACGAGCGCGCGCUAGCCCAUAGCGAGCGUUUAACGUUACGUUUUCGAGUGUACAAAGCCGAUUUCGCAAACGUACCGUUAUUUUUUCCUCGGGUUUCCAUUGUUUCCGAUUCAAUUUCCAUUCACUUCCCUGGGAGAAAACCCCAACUUUUUCCCGACAAAAGUGGGGAAUUAAAAGGAAAGCGGAUUAAUUUUUGAACAAAUUUAAAGUUGUAUUUUAACUCAUACCAUAGCCGAGCGUAUAUAUUUUGGUCCCACAGGCCGGAUGACCAGGUUCAAAUCCUGAUCGGAAACAAAAAGAAAUUAUCGAAUUUUUUCGUGUGAUAUAUAAAGUAAAAGAGUUAAGGUCGAGGUUUUUGUUAACAAAGUCAGUGUUUUCUUUUAUGUUUAUAUGCGUUCAGUACUUUUUUCCAAUCUUCAAUUGGGUAUGUUUUGAUUUUUAUAACUGAUGGGACUCCUAAGAGCCCCUGCUUCUAGUUAUAUCAUAUCAUAUUGUAUCUUAGUGUACGAGCGUGAAGUUAGAACAGCCUUGCCUCGUAGGAAGAAACUGCCCAACGAAUCACUCUUCUUCGUCAGACGAUUCAUGGAGAACAAUUCUCAAAACAUGGAAGUUCUCGAGACAUAUUUCGACAUUGCACCUGAUGGCUCGAUCGACAAGCGGCGCAGAGAUUUACUGGACACAUUGAUAUAUGACGUAAUCGAGCGGAACUUCCCGUCAAAAAAUGUGACCAAGUUCAACGUCAAAUGGAAUUCGAGAGUCGGAGUGGACCCUGAAUUCAUCCAAGAACAGGCUUACUACUUGCAGGACCUAAAUGGGAAGUUCAUUGAUAACAUUAAACGUGUCAUUGACGAGAAACUUGAAGCAGCUCCGAAACUCCAGUGCCCAGAACUGGAAGAGGAAAAAUUAACACAUCUUUACUACGCUAAACGACUCACAGAUUAUCACUGUUCAGCUGCGACACUAUUUCGGAAAAUAAUCACAUUCCUCGAAAUCCCAGAUCCGAAGAAUAUCUACAUUAUAGCAGGAAAGCCCAGGACUGGGUUGUCAACGUUCGCAGCGGCAUUGGCCUCAGAAGCCAGAGAUUACCUGGCCGCUGGAAUGGUGAUGUCCCUCAGGCUAGCUCAAGCCACUUCAAAAAGUGUAAAUGCGCCAUCUUUGAUGCUGGGAAUCCUGAAAGAGAUUUGCCUAGGCUAUAAUAAGCUGGAUGCUGAGUUGCAGCAAGAAAUAGACUCUUGUGAAACGUUAACUAAGUCUUUGUAUCUGCUUGAGAAAUGUUUCAAAACGUUGCCAAUUGACGUAGACCAUCCAUUGUUGAUAAUUAUAGAUGGCCUCAACCAUCUAAGCAGUGAGAAAAACGCGAAUGCCUUACAUUGGUUACCACAUAAGUUACCCGCCCAUGUCAAUUUUAUAGUUACUUGUGCAGUGGGAGAUUUGAGCAAACUGUUGAUUAGUAAAUACGGAGCCUCUGAUAACAAUAAUGUGUUCAGUUUUACUGGUCCUUCAGUUGAAGACAUAGGGGACUCGAUUCAUUUCCAACUGACUGAAAAUCACAACCGAACUCUAUCUGAAAUUCAAAUGGAAGUAGUGUCUAAAGCAUUGGUCAUGAAUCAAGAUUUGCACCAAAUGAAUUUUGUAGUGCAUCAAACUAAAUCAUGGACGCAUGCGCAUGAUACACGAGAGUUCGAAGAGUUACUGCAACGGUUCAAGAUUGAAGUUAAGUACUUCGUAGAUGACUUGCUCAAUAUGAAGCCAACUCUGCUCGCGAGAAAAGUUCUUCAAUACCUUUUCUUGUUCAAAGACUUCGGUAUCUCUGAAAUUGAAUUGCGAACAAUCUUGUCGUAUGACCAGGAACUGUUAAAACUGAUGUACAAAAAAGCUCCUAAAAGUCACUGCUCGGUAGUGCCUGUUCGCGAUUCGAUAGUGAGUCAAUUUUUCUACGUGAUCAGAAGGGUUCUGUGCAUUGAGACGACAUAUGGAAUUGUUACCUGCCGACUACCCGUGGGCCCUCUGAGAGACGAGUUGGAGAACCGGUUCAAGUCAAAAAGUAACAAGGAGGCAGACGAAUUGUUCACUAGUGCAGUAAAGUAUCUCACGUCUCAAGAAGUACCGCAAGAGCCGAUUACAACCUUGGAGUAUCCUGCCAAUAGUCAGAAGGAGCUGGUAGCGUAUUGUUCCGAUUUUGCAUCCGGCGGAAACUCGCCAGUCAGGUUGCUAUCGAUUCUACCGAUGUUGCUUCUCUCUGCGAAACAGUACGAUGAGGCUAAAUCUAAGUGCCUGUUCAAUUACGACUUCAUCAUUUCCAAAAUUGCGAAUUUCUCAAUUAGCGAUCUCCUUCAAGAUUACUCGUUAGCGCUCUCAAGUGGAAUCGUAUUUGCAUCUGUGGUUUUAGACUUCCUCUACUUUUUGAGGAGUAAAAGUAUGGCCAAAAUGCGGGAUGUUCCUCUGAUUAUGAUUUCAAAAAUGCUGGCAUUUGAGCAAGUGGCUCCGGAAACUUUUCAGCCCUUGUUAGAUGGUGCGAGGAGCUACAUCAACUCAACGCCUGGAGUUUGGCUGAUCCCCAAACUUCAAUGCCACGUGCCGUGUGCGAGCUACUUGCGAAAUACUUUCUCACUAGUCGAAGGAACGUUCUGGGAGACGACUCAUACCGGUGGCUCAACAUUGAUGUGCAGAACGGGGAAAGGAAUUCAAGAGUUUGACGUUGACACACAGGAGAAACUGUGGUCGAUCAAUGUGGAAACCUCCAGAUUCCUUCUGUCUGCGGAUAAGAAGUAUCUUGUAGUUGUAACUGUUGCGAAACCGGUGAAUACGAACAAUCAGCAAGGAAAAGUGAAGGAAAGUCGCUCGCUGAUAGUUUAUGACGCAAAGUCUCUGAACCAAAUAGCGUGUAGAACCAUGUUUAACAAUUACAAAUGCAUAGCUCUGGCUAAAGAUUCGAAGCAUAUAUUUGUUGGCGUUCCAAGACAGCACCAACGGGAGAACUCUAAAGUGUACAUGUUAAAAAUCGACACAUUGCAAAACGCGAAAGUAAUAGAGUCGAUCUUAACGAUAACGGCAGUUGAAGAUAUUCCUCAGCAGAAGAGCAUUCUAAUAGGAGGUGACCAUAAUGAUGAGUGUGUAGUGAAAAUGAAGAUUGACAAAGAUGUGAAAAACUUCAUCCGGGGCCUGAAAGGACCGAUCAUACACCUCCACGCAACGGAGUCGGGAACGAUGGCAAUCGUUGGACUUGGAAUGAACGCGCUUGCAUUGAUUGACUUGAAAAAGUCGAGAAUCAUCACGCAGCAAUUAUUUGACAGUACAAGAUGGAUGACGGUCAUGAGACCAAAUAAGCAUGAUAAAUUUGUGGUAUGUGGCGACGUUAACCCAGGCGUGAUUGUUUUUGACUGCGUGAAAGGUGAACGGGUGAAUAGAUUGUGCCCGAAUAAUCGGGAUACUAACAUAGUCGACGCAACUUUGAGCGACAACGGACAAUAUUGCGUCGUGGCAGACAACUUCGAUAACUCAGUGUCUGUCUGGCAUUGUCACAACGGUUUCUGUAUCAAAACCCUGCGGGGUCUCAAAGUCAAUAUAUCGAGCAUCUGCAUGAUUGGAAAAAGCACUCACAUUGUUGCAGCGAGUAUUUCUGGCGAAGUAUGUGUGUGGAAUGUAUCUAGUUUAUUCAAAGGCUUGGAAACGUCUAAAAAAGGAUCAUCCGAGACACAGACUCUCUCUGUUGAUGAAAAACGAGUGCUGUUAGAACAAAACUUGACACUCAAUAUUGGUAAAAACGUGAACAAUGUUUUAAAUAUAGUCACAACUGAGAUAGAAGACCAGACUGCGUUCAGUUAUGUCAGAUCCCAAAUAGAAGAGUGGUGUGUUGUGCUAGUCAAUCAGAAGGAGACUCUGGUCUCGGCUUCUAAACAGCAUGGUUUCCAACUGUGGGACAUUUUUACAGGUUUACCUUCGGGUUCCUUCCCUAUAGAGGAGAAAACUGCCUCACUUACCCCUGUAUUUAUGUUUGCCUUACCCACUCAGCCUAAUAUUGACCCUAAAAUUUGUGGAAUAUACAAUGAAAAGUUGUAUAUUUGGGACGUAUUAACUCGCAAAUUGUUCAAUAACACGCGGUUGCAAUGCAAAUUCGGGGUCAUUUCCAAAGACAAAAAGUUCUUUGUCUCUUACUUCCAGCAAAGUAUCUCGAACAGUGCAAAAGUAACUCUGUGGGCUUUGUCGUCAGACAAACUUGACAAAAUUUCUCUCUACGAAGUUCCAAAUGUUGACUUUGCGGAUGUCAAACGAAUCAUUUCGAGUCACGACGGCCAGAGUAUUGUUCUUCUGGCAUCGAAUAACUGGGAUUCGAGUUUAUUUGUUCAGGUGUACGAAAACAAAACAGGCAAGAAUUUGAUCAAGUCGAAAUACUUGAACAGCACAAUUGAUGCAUGUUUUGUGAUGGCCAAGAUUUUGGUGUGUUCACAUUUACUGAAAGAGUCUUGCGUGGCGUAUGAAGUGUUCUCAAUCGAUAGCGGAAAAGUUCUAAAUGAAGGAAAAAUGUGUGAUGCGAUGGAUCAUUUGAAAUGCAAGUAUGUGUCGAAAGGCGAAAUAAAUUUACUGUUGGGGUUCGAAGACGGACUUGUGAUGAAAUACGAAACAGCUGCUUUCAAAAAUGCAACCGAAGCAGUGCCGCUCAUGAAAAUUCAGGCGCAUCAGGGUAAAGUAUGCACCAUUGGGUUAAACUUCUCAGAGACGCUUCUGGCCACUGGCUCUACAGAUGGGUGGAUAAACGUAUGGAACUUCUACGACGGAUCUCAAGUGAGCAGUUUCAACUGCAUGAUUGACGUGUUUAGUGUGCAGUAUGCGCUAAAUGACAGUGCAAUAAUCGCUUUCUUAGACAGUGCAGUCUGUAGGCGAAUGGCUCUGUUGACAGUUUUGCAAGUGGAAGAUCAAAAUGCGAUGAGAGAAUCGAGGAAUUCAAACGCUAGAGAAGAUACGCCCACAAUAGCGAUAGAGGCAGCGAGCGAUCUUCUGUAAACGAAUAGUAGAUAGAAAUCAACACAUCCAAAUUUACUGUUCUACUAGAUGUCAAGCGUGCUAGUGAUGUUAUUGGCAGGGGAUAGUUAAAUGAACUGUCUCAAGGUGCGAUGCAAUACAGUUCACGUUCAUUUGAAGAUUCAUUUCAGAAACUUAACGAAGAUCUCUUUCAGAUGACUGGAUCGGAAAAUCUAUAUGCUCAUAAUGAUCAGAAUAGCAAAUCAAAACUAGUCUAUCAAAUGUAACUUAUCAAAUUAUGUAAAUAUCAAAUGCAAAUAUCAAAUCAUGUAAAUAGUAAAUGCAAGUAGCUGUAAAUAUUUAGCGAUCUAAGUGUUCAUUGAACUAGAACUGUACAUCGAAAAAUUGUAAAU
Symsagittifera roscoffensis is the source of this 5599-nucleotide messenger RNA. RefSeq lists its product as uncharacterized. Lineage: Eukaryota; Metazoa; Xenacoelomorpha; Acoela; Convolutidae. The record is from RefSeq and is a predicted model, not a curated record. Gene Ontology annotation, molecular function: protein binding. The transcript has 2 exons. Bases 675 to 5228 code for a protein of 1517 amino acids.